AUGUCAAUUCAAACAUUAGAUCAAACUCAGCAACAGCAACAACAACUACACUCAUUAUCAUUGAUUGCAGCUCAUUCCCAUAUUACUGGUUUGGGUUUAGACCCGGUGACUUUACAACCCAAAGAAUCCUCACAGGGUAUGGUUGGUCAAUUAAAAGCCCGUCGUGCUAUGGGGGUUGUUUACAAAAUGAUUAAAAUGGGGAAAAUUGCAGGGAGAUGUGUUUUGUUGGCAGGACCUCCAAGUAGCGGUAAAACUGCUUUGGCGCGAGGGUUAGCCCAAAAUUUGUCUUCUAACGAUGAUGAUGAUAAAGAACAAACUGGUAGUAGUGGUAGUAAUACGGUUCCGUUUACUGCUAUUGCUGGUAGCGAAAUUUUUUCUUUGGAGCUUAGCAAAACUGAAGCAUUAACUCAAGCUUUCAGAAAAUCAAUAGGAAUCAAAAUCAAAGAAGAAACUGAAUUAAUUUCUGGUGAAGUGGUAGAAAUUCAAAUUGACAGAAGCAUAACUGGCGGACAAAAACAAGGCAAAUUAACUAUUAAGACAACUGAUAUGGAAACAAUCUAUGAAUUGGGAAAUAAAAUGAUUGAUGGUUUAACGAAGGAAAAAGUCGUUGCUGGUGAUGUUAUCACUAUUGAUAAGGCUAGCGGAAAGAUCACUAAAUUGGGUAGGUCCUUUGCUCGCAGUAGAGAUUAUGAUGCUAUGGGUGCCGAUACCAAAUUUGUGGCUUGCCCAGAGGGUGAGUUACAAAAGAGAGAUACCGUAGUCCAUACUGUUUCAUUGCAUGAUAUAGAUGUAAUUAAUUCUAGAACGCAAGGUGUGUUGGCCCUAUUUACUGGUGAUACCGGUGAAAUCAGCAGUGAAGUUAGAGAUCAAAUUAACGCAAAAGUUGCUGAAUGGAAAGAAGAGGGAAAAGCUGAAAUUGUGCCAGGUGUCUUGUUUAUUGAUGAAGUUCACAUGUUAGACAUUGAAUGUUUCUCCUUUAUAAACCGUGCUUUAGAAGACGAAUUUUCCCCUAUUGUUAUUAUGGCUACCAAUAGAGGUAUUUCACAAACAAGAGGUACUUCUUAUAAAUCGCCACAUGGCUUACCACUGGAUUUAUUAGACAGAUCUAUUAUAGUUACGACCACUGUAUACAAGGAAGAUGAAAUAAACACAAUUUUGAAAAUUAGGGCACAAGAGGAAGAAGUGGAAAUUAACGAUGCCGCACUUGCUUUGUUAACCCAGAUUGGAUCUGAAACUAGUUUGCGUUAUGCUUCUAAUUUAAUAUCUGUUUCUAACCAGAUUGCAUUAAAAAGGAAAAGCAAUAAUAAUAUAAUCGAAGUUCAUGACAUUAAAAGAGCGUAUUUAUUGUUUUUAGAUAGUAAAAGGUCUGUUGAAUUUGUGACCCAAAAUGAAAGUCAGUAUAUUGAUGAUAAUGGGAAAGUCGAGAUCUCUUCUCAAAAACAAAACAACGCAACGGAUUUAGAUGCAAUGGAUACUACCGAAUAA
Messenger RNA from Saccharomycodes ludwigii, 1485 nucleotides. RefSeq names its product RuvB family ATP-dependent DNA helicase reptin (gene RVB2). Lineage: Eukaryota; Fungi; Ascomycota; Saccharomycetes; Saccharomycodales; Saccharomycodaceae. Gene Ontology annotation, biological process: chromatin remodeling; regulation of transcription by RNA polymerase II; box C/D snoRNP assembly. Gene Ontology annotation, molecular function: ATP binding; DNA helicase activity; ATP hydrolysis activity. Bases 1 to 1485 code for a protein of 494 amino acids. Gene Ontology annotation, cellular component: Swr1 complex; Ino80 complex; NuA4 histone acetyltransferase complex. The record is from RefSeq and is a predicted model, not a curated record. The transcript has a single exon.